Molecule: messenger RNA, 336 nt
Organism: Papaver somniferum (opium poppy)
Lineage: Eukaryota; Viridiplantae; Streptophyta; Magnoliopsida; Ranunculales; Papaveraceae
Exons: 3
Coding region: 1-336 (111 amino acids)
Molecular function (GO): nucleic acid binding
Source: RefSeq, a predicted model, not a curated record
AUGCAUGAUGGAGCUUCAAGAGGUAACCCAGGUGUAACAGGAUAUGGCUUUGUAUGCAGAGGAGAUCAAGGAGAGUUUAUGUAUGCUGAAUCAAAAGGAAUUGGCAUUGCAACUAACUUCAUUGCUGAAGUUAUGACUAUUAUUGGUGCAGCAGAAUGGGCUUUGCAGAAUAAUAAACUCAACAUAUGCAUCAACUCUAAUUCCAAAGCAGCAGUGAGUGAAUAUAUAUCUGAUGACAAUGCUGAAUACAUACCAGAUGAAAAUGCUGAAGUUGAAGAAGCGUUACUUGGUCCUAUCAACAAUAAUGCCACCACCAGUGCUGCUACCAUGGAAUAG